Messenger RNA from Camelina sativa (false flax), 1587 nucleotides. Its product is annotated as RHOMBOID-like protein 4. Gene Ontology annotation, cellular component: membrane. The record is from RefSeq and is a predicted model, not a curated record. Gene Ontology annotation, biological process: proteolysis. Gene Ontology annotation, molecular function: serine-type endopeptidase activity. Lineage: Eukaryota; Viridiplantae; Streptophyta; Magnoliopsida; Brassicales; Brassicaceae.
UGAAUACCGUUGACUAAACUCUUCCUUUUUCUUGUUUUCAGACACAAACCCAAUGAAACCUUCCUUUAUGCAUAGAUAGGAACUUGCUCUCAAGCUGCCAAAGUCCAAACCCGAUUUUAGAAAAAACCUCACAAACAGCAAACACACAAAAACCUAAUUCCUCUCUACUACACAAACAUCUCAAGUUCAAUCACAAAGCUCGAAUUUUAUUUAAAAUUGCUUUCUUAAAUGGGUGAGAAAGAUUCAGAAACAGCUCCGAUUUGGGGAAAAACCCGACAGAGAGAGAGCAACAACACACAACAACACCCAAUGGAUGUUGAAUCUACUUCUCUAUCUGGGCAACAACAUCGAUCUAUGAAUCGUAGUCGAAGUUCUUAUGAAGAACGAGGAAGAGGAGUUAAGGAGUUUAGGAGCUGGUUUCCUUGGCUCAUACCCUGUUUCGUUUUCGCUAACGUUGUCGUGUUCGUGAUCACUAUGUAUGUCAACAAUUGUCCCAAGAAAUCUGGAGAUUGUUUUGCUGAUUUCUUGGGUCGCUUCUCGUUUCAGAACACUAGAGAGAAUCCUCUUCUCGGUCCUUCCUCUUUAACGUUACAAACAAUGGGUGGCUUAGAUGUAAAGAAAGUGGUUAAACAAGAUGAAGGAUGGCGUCUACUAUCUUGCAACUGGUUACAUGGAGGAGUUGUUCACUUACUCGUUAACAUGUUGACUCUUUUAUUCAUUGGUAUACGUAUGGAACGUGAAUUCGGUUUUAUUCGGAUUGGAUUGCUUUAUUUGAUUUCAGGGUUUGGAGGAAGUAUAUUGUCAGCUCUUUUCCUGCGCUCAAACAUCUCUGUUGGAGCAUCUGGUGCUGUGUUUGGUUUACUUGGAGGAAUGCUCUCUGAGAUCUUUAUCAACUGGACAAUCUAUUCUAACAAGGUUGUGACGAUUAUAACUCUUGUACUAAUUGUGGCGGUGAACUUGGGACUUGGUGUGCUCCCUGGAGUUGAUAACUUUGCUCAUAUUGGAGGGUUUGCUACUGGUUUUCUACUUGGAUUUGUGCUCUUAAUCCGUCCCCAUUAUGGAUGGAUCAACCAAAGAGACGCUCCUGGAGCUAAACCCCACAGGUACAAGAUGUAUCAGGGCAUAUUUUGGACCAUCUCUCUUCUCCUCUUGGUUGCUGGGUUCAUUGCUGGAUUGAUCUCUCUCUUCAACAAUGUCGAUGGAAACGAACAUUGUUCAUGGUGUCAUUACCUUUCAUGUGUUCCAACUUCUAAAUGGAGCUGUAACCGAGAACCAGCCUCUUGCACGACGACUCAAUUAGGUAACCAAUUCAGCAUGACUUGUUUGAGAAAUGGGAAAUCAGCAUCUUACAUUUUGGCAAAUCCCCCGGACUCACGGAUUAAUAGCUUAUGUGUUCAGCUUUGCCGUUGAUUUUUAUUUACUGAUUUUUAGAAUAUAUACAAACACACUCCUGUACACUCUGUAAUUCUCUUCUUCUCCUUCUCAUUUUUUCUUGCUUUAUUGUGUAAAUUUUUAUAGGAGCCUCCUUGUUGAAUAAAUAAGUACAGUGUUUUCUUGAAUUAUUAUAUGUUUGAGUUCUCUGGUAAA